AUGAUAAACCAUGCCACAACUUUUACUCGGUUAGCAAGCGAUUUUGCCAGUGGAUAUCCACUUUAUCCAAUUGUGUCUACUGUCACAACUGUUGCACAAGAUCAUACAAAUAAAAGAAGGCUUGUUGAUGUGGUUGGAAGAAUAGUAUGGGGAAAUCGAAUCAGACAGCUGCGAUCAUUUGAGUUAAUUCUCCAAGAUGAGACGGGGAACGUAACAAAGUUAUUGUUGUAUAACGUACCAGCAAACCUUAUGAUUAAGGUUAUUGUUGCAACAUACAACAAAUCCAUACUCUAUGUUUCUUGCAUGAAGCUGGUCCACAACAAUUUGGGUAAUUUAUUGGUUUCUACUGUUUUAACCGACUUUGAUGUUGAACCACAAAUGUAUGAAGCUGAUAGGAUUAGAGCUAGAUAUUGA
This is a messenger RNA of Lactuca saligna, 414 nucleotides long. NCBI's taxonomy places the organism in Eukaryota, Viridiplantae, Streptophyta, Magnoliopsida, Asterales, Asteraceae. The record is from the annotation of a GenBank genome assembly.